This is a messenger RNA of Telopea speciosissima, 1794 nucleotides long. RefSeq lists its product as uncharacterized. Gene Ontology annotation, molecular function: beta-1,4-mannosylglycoprotein 4-beta-N-acetylglucosaminyltransferase activity. Gene Ontology annotation, cellular component: membrane. Gene Ontology annotation, biological process: protein N-linked glycosylation; N-acetylglucosamine metabolic process. The record is from RefSeq and is a predicted model, not a curated record. Bases 237 to 1403 code for a protein of 388 amino acids. NCBI's taxonomy places the organism in Eukaryota, Viridiplantae, Streptophyta, Magnoliopsida, Proteales, Proteaceae. The transcript has 2 exons.
AAAGACGAUCGCCGAGGAGGAACAGGAACCCGAGAUCGCUGCUCUGUUUUUGGGUUUUCUGCCCAGAUUCUGCAGUGGGUUCUUGACCCUUUUACUUUGAUUCGGAUUUUGAUCUGGUUUUCACUCUCUCUCUCUGGAUUUACUGAGGAGGAGAGAAGGACGGAGAGACAGACGGGUUUUGGAUUAAGCCUGUACACAGGCAGAAAACUUUCUCCUUUCUCUUUGAUUUGGUGGUCAUGAUGCCUGAAGGAGGUUAUUAUUGCUCUAAGAAGACGGAUGAUAUCUGUGAUGAUGUUUGUGGCCAGAAAACUCGUGCUGCAUUAAGCAGACUACGCUGCUGUAUUCUACGAGGGUUGGAUUUGAAGACCUUCAUGCUUCUGUUAAUCUUGGUUCCAACAUGCGUCUUUGUUGGCUAUUUGCAUGGGCAGAAGAUCACAUACUUCCUACGGCCAUUAUGGGAAUCUCCACCCAAAGCCUUCAAUGACAUCCCUCAUUAUUAUCACGAGAAUGUCUCAAUGGAAAACCUCUGCAAACUUCACGGAUGGGGAAUUCGCGAGUCCCCCAGACGUGUAUAUGAUGCGGUUCUGUUCAGCAACGAGGUAGAUAUGCUUACAAUUAGAUGGAAGGAGCUGUACCCAUACAUCACACAGUUUGUUCUGCUAGAAUCGAAUUCAACCUUCACUGGCUUGCCAAAGCCUCUCGUUUUUGCAAGCCACCGAGAUCAGUUCAAAUUUGUUGAGCCUCGGCUAACCUAUGGGACCAUUGGAGGGAGAUCAAGGAGAGGGGAGAACCCUUUUAUUGAGGAAGCAUACCAGCGAGUGGCACUUGAUCAGUUGCUCUUCAGAGUGGCUGGUAUAUCUGAUGAUGACUUGUUGAUAAUGUCAGAUGUUGAUGAGAUACCAAGCGGCCAUACAAUCAAUCUCUUGAGAUGGUGUGAUGAAAUCCCUUCUAUCCUUCAUCUUCGAUUGAAGAACUAUUUGUAUUCAUUCGAAUUUCUCCUUGAUAAUAAGAGUUGGAGAGCUUCAGUCCACAGGUAUCAAACUGGCAAGACAAGGUAUGCACAUUAUCGUCAGACCGAUGAUAUCUUGGCAGAUGCUGGGUGGCAUUGCAGCUUUUGCUUCCGCCGUAUCAGUGAUUUCAUAUUUAAGAUGAAAGCUUACAGCCAUUUUGAUCGAGUGAGGUUUUCUCAUUACCUAAAUCCGAAUAGGGUUCAGGAUGUAAUCUGCAAAGGGGCAGACCUGUUCGACAUGCUCCCUGAGGAGUACACAUUCAAGGAGAUCAUCGGAAAAUUGGGGCCGAUACCAUCUUCUCAUUCAGCAGUUCAUCUUCCUGCAUAUCUUUUGAACAAUGCAGAUAAAUAUAAAUUUCUCUUGCCUGGCAACUGCAAAAGAGAAAGUGGCUAAGUUUCUCAGUGAGGUUUUAGGUUCUACAUUGUAAAGUUUAAAGUGCAGCUCUUUUGACACCUCAGGAGGGGUUCUGUGGGGCAACUGAUGACUGGUCUGGCAUGAGAUUGAAAGUACAAUGUAUCCAUCAUUCUUUAGGGAGAAGUUAGGAGUGGGGGGGGGGGAUUGGAGUAGUUGGAUAUCUUGGGUGAAACAUUGUAUAUUUCCUCCCUUUUUUUUCCCCUAGUGUUGGGUUUCAUCCAAUUAAAGAGGCGAUGUGGAUAGAUCUCAUAUCGCUUCUUGUUGGUAUGACUUGAUCCCCCUAAUGCAGAACAGAUAGUGACAUUUCCCGAGCUUUUGUUGCUGGGAAUUUUGUUUUUCUUUAGACUAAUUUAUUCAUAUAUUCUUACAA